AAAAAACACCUACAUACAAAAAAAAUCAAAUUUUAAUGUUCUUAGAACAAUAGCGCCACAUGCCAAGACGAAAAAUUGGAAAAACCCAAAAAGGAACACAAAAAACUGGAGAAAGUUCUCUUCUAUAGGGCGUAUCUUUUAUUGUAUCUGAUGCAUUGGUACCUAAAUUACCUCAAAAUGCAUUAUGUUGUGGGAUCUUUUGAUGUCCCGUAGGGAAGUAAAACUUGUUUGAGAGUUCUUGCAUGCGUAGGUAUUCAUACCUUUAUCUCAUCGGGGUCUUAUAAAAGGUCACGAAGAUUGAAAAUUUCGGUUAGAACUAUCAAAAUGAAGCUGCUGGUUGGUCGUUUUGUUUUGGGCUGCAUGUUAGCAGUCCUUGUUCUAGCUGAUGAUGUUCUUGUUGAUGUUUCUACAGACAAACCUAAAACUUCAUCACCUGAUACUUCCACGACAACAAUAACUCCCAACAUUACUGUUGUUGAUAUUGUAACCGAAAAAGUAAUGAAAUCCUUACCGGAAUUGAAUCAAAGGAUUGCACCCUUGGAAACUCCAUCGACUACUUUAGCUCCUUCGGUUCCAGGUCAAAACUCAAAAAUAUACCCCAAAGACCAAGUCGAUCGUGAGAUAGUUGUUAUUCAUGAAAAACCGUCAGGAGAUGGACAUCAUCACGGUGAUCAUGGACAUCAUGAUCAUCAAGGAUAUCAUGAUCAUCAUCAUGGUCAUGAUCAUGACUACCAUCAUCCACCACCACCACCUCGUCAACCACCAAUGCAACAUCAUCAUGAUCAUCAUCAUCCUCCACCACAUCAUCAACAUUAUCCCCAUCAACCAUAUCCAGGCUAUUAUCCACCUCCAAACUAUCCACCUUAUCCUCAUGGAAUGUCGCAACAUUAUGGUUCACACGGUGCAGUUGCACCACCACCAGCAUAUCCCUAUUAUCCACCACCAGUUUAUUACAAUAAUUCACCUCCAAUGAAACCAUCUGCUACAAUUAUACAAACCAGUAGUUCGACGAGUGCUUCCACCCAGAAUUUUCCAAAGCCAGGGGAUUUAUUGAAUCAGGGUACCGAAUAUCUAUGGAAUCUGUUUGGUAAACUUGGUAGGGUAGAAGGGGGAGCAUUUGCCAAUGGGGUGCCUUUGCCAGCCCAGGUUUUUUUCCAAACCAAAAGAAUAUUAAAUACCGAAAAAUAAUUUUCUGUUGCACAUUUAUGAUUGCAAACUUUCCACAAAGUUUGACAGCUUUUGGCUGGACACGAAAUAAAUUAGACGCUUGUUUUAGUUUUUUAAUGUUGAGAACCAAAAUAUGAGGGUACAUAAGCGUCGUAAAUUUUUAAUAUUUGUCUUGUUAAAUUACUUUGUCAUACAAAUAUCUUUUGAAAAUUAUGUGUACUAUGCUGUGUAGAAGUGAUUUUUUUACUGUUUAACUUAUAAAAAAGUUAUAAGUAAAUUUUCGAAAGAUUAGCUUGUGGGGUACAUUUGCCAUUUGUUUUUGGGUAGGUUUUGCUCUGGCAAAUGCACCCCAUGGGGUACAUUUGCCAGAAAGGAGCUUUUUCAAAAGAGGAUGGCAGGAUCCUACAAAAUCAAUCAGUUCUUCGUAUUUUCAGCUAAAAAGAAGUUUUGUUUAUGAUUAUUGGUUUUAUUUGUAUUAACUUUUAUAUUUAGGUAACUGGCAAUCCCUACCCACCCCCGUGGCAAAGCCUCCCGCCUGGGGAGGCUUUGCCACAUCACUUUUUGUUUUUUUGAAUAAAUUAUUAAAAAUAGAAACAAUUAAUAUAUCAGAAUGAAAAAAAUAUUUAAGUGAAGAUAAUAAGGUCAAUAAUAAUAUCAGAUAUAAAAAAAUUAAAACAAACGUCAAAACUUUGCAUUAAGUCAAUUUUCCUAAAUCCUGGCAAAUCCUCCCCCUUCUAC
Molecule: messenger RNA, 1905 nt
Organism: Episyrphus balteatus (marmalade hoverfly)
Lineage: Eukaryota; Metazoa; Arthropoda; Insecta; Diptera; Syrphidae
Product: inactive histone-lysine N-methyltransferase 2E-like
Exons: 2
Coding region: 325-1188 (287 amino acids)
Source: RefSeq, a predicted model, not a curated record